Zootoca vivipara (common lizard) is the source of this 1881-nucleotide messenger RNA. RefSeq names its product CRK like proto-oncogene, adaptor protein (gene CRKL). The record is from RefSeq and is a predicted model, not a curated record. NCBI's taxonomy places the organism in Eukaryota, Metazoa, Chordata, Lepidosauria, Squamata, Lacertidae. Gene Ontology annotation, molecular function: signaling adaptor activity; receptor tyrosine kinase binding. Gene Ontology annotation, cellular component: cytoplasm. Gene Ontology annotation, biological process: cell migration; positive regulation of ERK1 and ERK2 cascade; enzyme-linked receptor protein signaling pathway.
UUCCCUCCCGCUCCGGCCUGGGCCGCCAUUUUGGCGCUGCGCUCUGGCGGACGGAGAAGCCGAGAGUGGCUGAGGCGAGCUUGGCGGGCAGGGCCUUGAAAGAGCCGGCCGCUCCUCCCGAGGAGCGAAGGGCGAGCGGGAUGCGUCGCCUGAGCUGAGCAGGAGGAGCAGGAGGCCCGCCUCAGCCUCGCCCCUCCGCCCGCCUUCGCUUCCCCCGGGCCCCGCGGCCUGCCUUCCUUCCUUCCCUCCCUCCCUCCUUCCUUCUCUCCCUCGCCAUGUCUUCGUCGUCCUCGUCGGUGGCGUCGGCGGCGCGCUUCGACCCGUCGGACCGCUCGUCGUGGUACGCAGGCCCGCUGUCCCGGCAGGAGGCUCAGGGGCGCCUGCAGGGGCAGCGCCACGGGACCUUCCUGGUGCGGGACUCGGCCACCUGUCCCGGCGACUACGUCCUGUCCGUCUCAGAGAACUCGCGCGUCUCGCACUACAUCAUCAACUCGCUGCCCGGGAGGCGCUUCAAGAUCGGCGACCAAGAGUUCGAGCACCUGCCUGCCCUCCUCGACUUCUACAAGAUCCACUACCUGGACACCACCACCCUCAUCGAGCCCGCGCCCAGGUAUCCAGCUGCACUGAUGGGAUCUGGAUCAGCCCCCAUCAUGACUGCUGCGGAAGAUAACGUGGAAUAUGUCCGGACUCUUUAUGACUUUGCUGGAAACGAUGCAGAGGAUCUGCCAUUUAAAAAGGGGGAGAUCCUGGUCAUUGUAGAGAAGCCUGAAGAACAGUGGUGGAGUGCCAGAAACAAGGAUGGCCGUGUUGGGAUGAUUCCUGUUCCUUAUGUCGAGAAGCUUGUCAGAUCUUCCCCACACGGAAACAGGAACAGGAAUUCCAACAGCUAUGGGAUUCCUGAGCCUGCCCAUGCUUAUGCUCAGCCUCAGACGGCCAGCCCUCUUCCCAACAUAGCCAAUACGCCUGGGGCAGUCAUCACUCCCCUUCCAUCCACACAGAAUGGACCAGUCUUUGCCAAAGCAAUUCAAAAGAGAGUUCCAUGUGCUUACGACAAGACUGCCUUGGCGCUAGAGGUUGGUGACAUCGUGAAGGUCACAAGGAUGAAUAUCAAUGGUCAGUGGGAAGGUGAAGUUCAUGGUAGAAAAGGGCUCUUUCCUUUCACACACGUCAAAAUAAUUGACCCUCAAAAUCCUGAUGAAAACGAAUGAUUCCUGUUGGCCCAUUUCUCUGUUGCUGCUUCAUUUCCUGGCUAUCAUGAGUAUCAUCGGAAGUGCAAUGAUGACUGUUAAUGGCGCCUUGUAAGCAUUGUCCAUUGUUUCCAGCUUGCUGCAAUUUGACAGCCCUGUAGUACCUGUUUGGAAUGCAUACAGCUGAAGUUGCUUGUGGGCCCUCGUGCAGCAAUGACGUCGUCCAAAACUUAAAAGUAUCACCUGGAAGGAUCUUGGACCUUAAGCUCCAGAGGAUUGGUGAUGUCACCCAGGCAGAAGAACAGGGGGUGGAACUUCAGCUGACCUGGCCAAGGUUUCUGUCCAUGGGCAACAUUCUACUCAGGAGGAGAAUUCUAAGCAACUUUGUCCAGAACCUAAUUUAAUUUUUCCUUCCAGGGCAGGGAACACUUGAUUUGAGAGGAAAUAAUCUGUUUAAGCAGUUAGAAUAAUAGUGUCUUUAGGCUAUAAUUGAUGCUUGUGUAUUAUUAGCAAGACAGUUCUGUGAGUUUGUCGUUGACCUAGAAACAAGUUUGGGAUGGCAGCAAAAUGUCAUUUUAAGGAAUUGCAUUGAGCAGGGUCUUCUAUUUAUAACCGUGACACAUAACUGGUCUGUUUUGCCAUACACUUGUCUAAAAUUUUGCUGUUUUGUUUGCAAAACCAUGGCAGUUUUUUU